Messenger RNA from Metarhizium robertsii ARSEF 23, 3597 nucleotides. RefSeq names its product Serine/threonine-protein kinase domain protein. Gene Ontology annotation, cellular component: cytoplasm. The record is from RefSeq and is a predicted model, not a curated record. Gene Ontology annotation, biological process: protein phosphorylation; intracellular signal transduction. Bases 1 to 3597 code for a protein of 1198 amino acids. Gene Ontology annotation, molecular function: ATP binding; protein serine/threonine kinase activity. The transcript is spliced from 5 exons. NCBI's taxonomy places the organism in Eukaryota, Fungi, Ascomycota, Sordariomycetes, Hypocreales, Clavicipitaceae.
AUGGCGGAUGCGAUGGUUGCCAAGGUUCGCUCGCCCUUGGCCGAGACGACGAACCGAAUGAACUCCCCGAUCCCUGUGUUGGAACAGCAGUCAAACAAGCUGCCGCGUUACGCCCAGUCCGAAGUGGCUCAUCCCCAGCAUAACCAACCGGCGUCACAUACGAGACCAGAAAGCCGGCAAGCUAUGGCUCCAGCAAACAUCACUCUCAACACCCAAAUGUCUGGUGUAAUACAGCAUCCGUAUCCGCAGCCUGCAGAGGCCGAUAAGCGAAUGUCCCAAGCUUCGUAUGCUUCAACCUCGAGCAGUCGAAGCAAGAAGAACUACAAGACGCAUAUUGGGCCUUGGCAGCUGGGACGAACGCUGGGCAAAGGCUCGUCAGCUCGCGUACGCCUCUGCCGACACAACAUCACCAACCAACUUGCUGCCGUCAAAAUUGUGAACAGAACGAUGGCCUACUUGGUCCAAGAUAGCUCCAUGGCCGCUCUAAGCAAAUGGGACAACAGUCUCCCUGACCAGAUCAACGGAGAGAUGCGCGUUCCCAUGGCAAUUGAGCGUGAAGUGGCAAUUCUUAAACUUAUCGAACACCCAAAUAUCAUGAAACUGUACGACAUAUGGGAGAACCGCUCUGAAAUAUAUCUCAUUCUCGAGUAUAUCGAUCAGGGCGAUCUCUUUACCUUUAUCAACUCCAGAGGACGACUCCCUGAGGACCUUUCCAUCCAUUUCUUCCGACAGAUGAUGAGUGCCAUUUCUUACUGCCAUUCUUUCAAUGUGUGCCAUCGUGAUCUAAAGCCCGAGAACAUUCUCAUCACUGCAGACUUGCAAAUCAAGAUUGCAGAUUUUGGUAUGGCUGCGCUUCACCAAACCGCUACACAUCAGCUUGCCACGGCUUGCGGAAGCCCCCAUUACGCUGCUCCAGAACUACUCAAAAACCGGCAAUAUCGUGGGGACCGGGCUGAUAUUUGGAGCAUGGGCGUCAUUCUCUACGCAAUGCUGUCGGCCACCUUACCAUUUGAUGACCCUGACUUGCGGGUCAUGAUGGCCAAAACAAAGAAGGGACAUUAUGAGAUGCCCAAGGGUCUCAGUCCCGAGGCUGAGGAUCUGAUACGACGAAUGCUCCAGGUAAAUCCUGAACGCCGAAUUACCAUGAAGGAUAUCUGGAGGCACCCCUUGGUUCAGAAAUAUAAGUACCUGGACGAAUUCGGAGACAACACCGCCCAGUUGCCAGACACCCGAAAAGGUUUCCAGUAUACGCCUGUAGCUAGAGCCAACAUUGACCCCCAGCUCCUUCGACAACUUCGAUCUAUGUGGCACAUGUUCAGUGAGCAGGAUCUAAUCCUCAACCUUACAUCCGCAGAGCCAAAUGACCAGAAGGCCUUUUAUUGGUUGCUUUAUAACUAUCGGAACAAGCAGCUGGAAGACUUCAAGCCAGAAUUGGCCCACUCCAUGAGCGACUACCACCAUCUCAAACCAGCUAUUUGGAAGAGGCGUGUCUCAACCUGCCAAUUUGAGAAACCCAGAGCAAAUGGACACGGGCGUUCUAUUUCGCGCUUCACAGUGAUAUCCAACGCCCCCGAUACAGAAAAUGACAACUAUGAUCCAUACCGCAGCAGUCGCAUGCUACAACAAUGCGACACGCAAGUCAGCCAUGCAAAGAUUACUGUGCAUCGUGAUGGCGAGGUUGUUACCACAACUGCAACUGGACAAACUAAUAGAAUGCGCAGCGGCUCCAACACCCGUCGUGUGCGGGCAAACUCAACAAGAGCCUCGCUUACGAGUCGGCCACAAUCCUCUCGUGGAUCACUUGCUUCACUUCGAAGUAGUCGACAAGGAACUCCCAAGAUACGGGUGCCUAGUCUCCGCCACAAACGAGGUGUAGACUUCUCUCAUAUCCGCAAGGGAUCCGGUUCUACUGGACCUGGUCCGCGGGCAGCCAAUCUCAAUACUGGAUCUCCUAUGGUUGUUGUUGGUAACGGAACGGUUCAACGAGUAUCGGCACCGGCCGGCCGAUGUGCAAGUCCAGACUUGGCUAAAAAAGCUGAUGGCACGUACCCUAAGGCUAUGGGCAGCCCUGACAAUAAAUCUCCGAAGAAACACGGUGCUUCUAUGAUUUUCCAUGAAGAGCUGCGCAAAUUCAGCAACACCUGCGCCAAGGACUGCGACGAGGCAUUCAAGACCUCCCUUAUCGUUUACGAUUCAGAGUGCGACUCGUCGACUACCGAGGGUGACCGUAGACACCGGGAAUCCAACCCGUUCUCAGUAUCCCUCGAUAGCCCAACGACGACCAUCUCCCCAGUGACUGACGCAUCCAGCGACUCAUGGAACAGCCGUCCUUUACCUCCACUACCCAAGGUCGUCAGCACGCAGACUCAAGCCACAGUAUCAGAGAGGACUAACGCGCGUCGAAUCUCACCGGACAGAGAUUCUGCCAAGAAUGGGGACGCGGAAGCAGUCAGUAAAGUUCCUGCUCUCCCAAGACAGGUUGACCGCCGGGCUGUCUCAGCUCCGGUUUACACCCAGACACAUAGAAAGCUUUCUACGCUGCCUUCGAUAAAUGAAAAUGCUGGACUUCACGGCGAUGGAGCUCGUAUUGUGUCCGCUCCACCACAGAGCCCUGUGAGACGAGCAAAUGAGAAGAACAGUAGUAUGGACUAUCUUAGCAGGGUUGAACGUACUAUUCGGGUUGUCAACUCACCCACCCCUGGAAACCCGCACAGAUCCUCGAGCCUCGUUGAUACCCAGUCGGCGAACAGAGAUGGAGGCUCUCGGCAUCCCCUUCAUCAGCAGCUCUCCUACGAUGAUAUGGAAUACGAUGAUCAUGUCUACAAUGUGGAAUCCGCCCCCAAGAAGAAGAAGUCAUCUUGGUUUAAGCGAGUCUCUAGAGCAGAAUCCAGCACCGGUUCCAGCGACAGCGGAGCACGCCGGGCAAGCAGUUCCACAGACUCCAAGCAACAUCGUUCCGACGAGGAGUCUAGUGAACAAAGCAAGAAGAGAAACUUUACCUUUCCAUUUUGGAAGAGCAACAAGGGCAAGGAAACUGGUAUGACUAUUGAAGGUCUGGAGGAUGUGCCUGAAAAGCAGCAAGAGUCGGGCCGGGCAGUCGUGCGAAAGCGACGAUCCGGCGUGGCUGGAUCAAGCUCGGGUGGCACCCGGCAUAUUGAAGUCAAGCAGAAUUGGCUUACGCGCCUAUUCCGCGUCAAGCCAGCGACUGGCUAUCUUUGCAUGACCUUGACCUGCCAGCGAGCUCGCCAGGAGGUUGUGAUUUUGUUGCGCGAUUGGCGGCGUUAUGGCAUAAGAAUUGCGCAGGUUGACAAGCAGCGCAACAUCGUCUUUGGAAGACUGAGAGCUAAGAACUACUUGAAUUUGAGAGAAGUCGAAUUUGCUGCGGAGAUCAUGAAGGUGAUUGAGCAUGGCAAGAAGCAGCCACUUUGCAUUGUCCGAUUCACCCAAGAACGCGGCGCGGCAAGCACUUUGCAUCGCAUUGUUCACACGAUGAAGGUUAUGUUUGAGAGCCGACACCUGUUGGUUACUGACAAAAGUAAGAAGAAGAUGAUGAUCAAUACGCUCAACUCACACGAAGCAAAAACCACCAACUUAUGA